This is a messenger RNA of Trichechus manatus latirostris (Florida manatee), 1920 nucleotides long. RefSeq names its product cadherin-18-like. Gene Ontology annotation, molecular function: calcium ion binding; cadherin binding. Lineage: Eukaryota; Metazoa; Chordata; Mammalia; Sirenia; Trichechidae. The record is from RefSeq and is a predicted model, not a curated record. The coding region runs from base 25 to 1920 and encodes 631 amino acids. Gene Ontology annotation, cellular component: adherens junction; plasma membrane; catenin complex. Gene Ontology annotation, biological process: cell-cell adhesion mediated by cadherin; cell morphogenesis; homophilic cell-cell adhesion. The transcript is spliced from 9 exons.
GUUAUUAGAACUGCCUUACACAACAUGGACAGAGAAGCCAGAGAACAUUACUCAGUGGUCAUUCAAGCCAAAGACAUGGCUGGACAAGUUGGAGGGCUUUCAGGAUCGACAACAGUCAAUAUCACCCUGACAGAUGUCAACGACAACCCACCACGGUUUCCUCAGAGUAUUUACCGGGAAGACCGCAUCACUGGCUGGUUCACCAUGCUCACACCGCUGAACUAUGAGAAAAAGAAGUCAUACACCCUCAACAUAGAAGGAGCGAAUACACAUCUUGAUUUUCGUUUUUCUCACUUGGGUCCUUUUAAAGAUGCUACGAUGCUGAAGAUCAUUGUUGGCGAUGUAGAUGAACCACCACUAUUUUCCAUGCCUUUCUAUGUAAUGGAAGUCUAUGAAAAUGCCAAGAUUGGAACCAUCGUUGGCACAGUUUUGGCACAAGAUCCUGACAGUGCUAAUAGCUUAGUAAGAUACUUCAUUGACUACAAUGCUGAAGAUGAUAGAUUUUUCAACAUUGAUGCCAAUACUGGUACCAUUAAGACUACAAAGAUUCUUGACAGAGAAGAAACUCCAUGGUACAACAUCACAGUUGCUGCUUCAGAAAAUGACAAUCCUGGUUUGCUGAGCCAUGUCACAGUGGGUAUUAGAGUUCUGGAUGUCAAUGACAAUCCACCUGAACUUGCCAGGGAAUAUGAUAUUGUUGUUUGUGAAAAUUCUAAGCCUGGCCAGUGUUCAUCCCUCGGGGAAGGGGUGAUUUCGAGUCGGAUGAUGGCCCUACAGUGUUCAUCCCCGGGGGAAGGGGCGCUGGUGUCAGUUGUAGCUCUGGAGUUGGGUCGGAUGGCGGCCACCGAAGGGGUGGUGGUGGCGGUUCAGAGAAGGGAAGGGGCGGAGGCACAGAGCAGAGUGUGCCGGCAUGCGGGGGAGCCGCAGCGCAGGACGUGUCCGGGACCCCUAGUCACGGCCGGAGCACAGAGCCCACUCUCGCCUGCCCAGAGCCUCCAGGCAGGGCUGUCCCGGGCGGCGACACCCCAGGCAACCAGGCCGGCGAGUCCGGGAAGCCGCGAGGGGAGUAGAGUGCCCGCUCGCACUGCCGCCCGCCGAGAAAGACAGGGCAGACUCCAGUGCAAAAUGCAUUAUUUUGUCAUAGGUUCCAAUUAUUUGGUCAGAAAAGGAAAUAGAGAUAACACAGCCAGCAUUCUGACAAGGCGGAGGAGAUUUAGUCGAACUAUUCAGGAUGUGUAUUAUCUCCCCAUUAUGAUCUCUGAUGGUGGAAUCCCCUCUCUCAGCAGCAGCAGCACCCUCACCAUCAGGGUUUGUGCAUGCGAGAGAGAUGGGCGUGUGCGGACCUGCCAUGCAGAAGCCUUCCUGUCCUCGGCGGGUUUGAGUACAGGAGCCUUAAUCGCUAUUCUUCUGUGUGUUGUCAUUCUCCUUGCAAUCGUAGUACUUUUUAUUACCCUGAGGCGCAGCAAAAAAGAACACUUGAUCAUUUCAGAGGAGGAUGUGCGGGAGAACGUGGUCACCUAUGAUGACGAGGGGGGCGGAGAAGAAGACACUGAGGCCUUUGACAUCACAGCCUUGAGGAAUCCAUCCGCUGCUGAGGAGCUUAAGUACCGACGAGACAUCAGACCUGAAGUGAAACUCACUCCCAGGCACCAGACAUUGUCCACCCUGGAAAGUAUAGAUGUUCAGGAAUUUAUUAAGCAAAGACUGGCAGAAGCAGACCUAGACCCCAGCGUCCCUCCUUAUGACUCUCUUCAGACCUAUGCUUAUGAGGGCCAGAGAUCAGAAGCUGGGUCUAUCAGCUCGCUAGAUUCAGCAAUGACGCAAUCAGACCAGGAUUAUCACUACCUUGGAGACUGGGGUCCUGAGUUUAAAAAGUUAGCCGAACUCUAUGGAGAAAUAGAAUCUGAAAGAACAACUUAG